This is a messenger RNA of Lasiosphaeria miniovina, 1154 nucleotides long. RefSeq lists its product as uncharacterized. The record is from RefSeq and is a predicted model, not a curated record. Bases 1 to 837 code for a protein of 278 amino acids. NCBI's taxonomy places the organism in Eukaryota, Fungi, Ascomycota, Sordariomycetes, Sordariales, Lasiosphaeriaceae. The transcript is spliced from 2 exons.
AUGAAAAAAGUUGAAGUGCUGAAUCCAACAAGAGUCGCUACCGAAGCGAGGUACGAGCGAGCCGGAGAUCCCGAUUUCUUCUCUACCGAGAAUAAGAUGGACCUUGGGAACAUACCGGACGAACUCCCGGAGCUUACGCAGGUUGAGGAGCAGCUCAUUGCCCGAGUUCACGUAUAUAUCGACGUCCGUUUAAUUCGGGCGCAGCAAUACCGGUUUAGCAAACACUACGUGAGCUUCCUACGUGAUACUGGCUCUCUUUUCGACCAACUUCCCCGACUUCCCCGGGAGCUUGACAUCAUCAUCCUACGGCCUCGAACCGGGGGGGCCCCGAACGCUGCCCACACCCUCCGGGCCUUCCGGGGUGACUUCAGAGUCCGCCGCCGCUAUAUUGAGAUAUGGUUACAGUACCUGAUUGCUCACCACCCCGGUUACGCCGACCUCGAGAUCAACGCUGAGCGUCUCUCGAGCUUGCCAGUCGAUGCCGAGGUGACAGACGACGUCACCAUAAUCGAUAUUGAUGAGGAACCCCCGGUAGUACCACCUCGUGACGACGAAGAGGAAGACGACAACGUUGACAACGCUGCUGCACCUAACCUCCUCCCCGCCGAUUCGGACAUCUCACGUUUACGUCAACGUUUUGGUCUUGCCGGUGAUGAGCAGGCUCCCGAGCAGCCACCUAUCCUCAACCAGCUGGAGAUCCCUAGAGUGAGGCGGACGCCUAUCUCCGACUUCAACAAGAGUGUGGCACUCAUCAGUCUUGCAAUGCCUACCCUGAUGCCUCAAGCCCUCGGGGAGUUUACGCAACAACGGCAGCGUGAGGUAAAGUGGGGCGAAUAGAUCAAGCACGCUAUACGUUAGUAUGAUGGUCGUUUUGCUCGCCAUCCUCGGUUCAACUACCUCGUGUUCAACACCACGAUGCGUGGCCAGGUCAAUAAGAAGAGUUCCUGGAUGGUUAACCGCCAAGCCAAUCCCCUCCGGUUCGAGAUACCUGAGCUGCGGGAUGCCCUUGAUUCCAAUACCGUGGAGGGCCAGGUACUUUUGAACUCGAUCGUACGAGCUGGGGACGUUCUCCGUGGUACCAGGCCGUUCUGGAAUAAGGCACGGCGAGGCCUAGAGGCUAUGUGCUACGGACUCAACUGCCCACACUUCUUCCU